AUGCUAAAGCGACUCCUGGCGUGGUGGACGCAGAAGAGCCCGCGCGAUCUCCUGCUUGAAAACAUUGCCGACGCGCGCCACUUCGAAGAAUGGGAGGGCGCUGCGUACAAACUCGACGAGCUGCAAGGCUACGAUCUUUGGCGCCAGAAUGCCACCAGCAAAUACUACAACUACCGCCUCAUCCACAAGCGCCUCACCGCCCUCAUUGAGGCCCACGAAGACGAUGACAUGCUGAGCCUGAUCGGCCUGCUACGGAGCGGCCUGGUGCGCAACCUUGGGAACAUAACCGCGCCGCGCCUGUUCAAUCGCGCGUACGGUGGUACGAAGCUGCUGAUCGAAGACUAUGUCACGCAGGUCGCGUACGCCGUCGAGUACUUGACGCAGUAUCCGACCACGGCCAGCUCGGAUACAGGGCUGACGAACCAGGCGAAGCUGGACGUGCUGCACGACACACGGCAGGCAUUCGGCAGAUCGGUGCUGGUGCUGCAGGGUGGUCAGAUCUUCGGUAUCUGUCACCUGGGCGUUGUCAGGGCGCUGCAUUUGCGCGGACUGCUGCCUCGUAUUGUCGCUGGGACGGCCACCGGCGCCAUCAUCGCAGCUCUGGUGGGCGUGCACACCGAAGACGAGCUGCUCGAUUUCCUCAACGGGAAGAAUAUAGACCUCAGCGCUUUCACACAGCGACCGAAGGACGGGCCGAAAGGUAGUGGCUGGUAUGAGACGCUCACGCGUCGUGUCCAGCGAUGGUGGCGCGAGGGCCAUUUCCUUGAUGUCGGCGUCUUGGAGCAAUUGUUGCGAGCAAAUGUGGGAGAUCUGACGUUCGAUGAGGCAUACACCAGGACGAAGAGGGUACUGAACAUCACCGUGACUACUAGUGGUGGUGGCGGUGUGCCAAACCUGCUGAACUACCUAACAGCUCCGAAUGUGCUCAUCUGGUCUGCUGCGCUCGCCUCUAACGCUACCGCAUCCUCGACCCUUUACAAUCCCGUCGUUCUGAUGUGCAAAGACGAGUCCGGCACCAUCGUUCCUUGGUCUCCCGCCUCGGAAACCACCUUCCGCCCAUGGACACACGCCUCCUACGCCGACCGCCAAUCUCCGCUGCACCGUAUCGCCGAGCUGUUCAACGUCAAUCACUUUAUCGUCUCGCAAGCACGCCCCUACCUCGCCCCCUUUCUGCGCUCCGAUCUGCACCACCCCGACCCGCGCCAAGAUGGCCGCUGGAAACUCACCACCCCAUUGCUCAAACUCGUCGUCCUCGAGGUUCAGCACCGCCUGCACCAACUUGACGAACUCGGCUACCUCAGUCCCUCCAUUCGCCGCUUCCUGCUUGACGAACAUAUCCCCGGCGCAUCCCUCACUCUCGUUCCUUCCCUCACGCCCGCCGACUUCUUCCGCUUGCUCGAGAAUCCUACGAAAGAGGCCAUCGAUUACUGGAUUCUCAAGGGCGAGCGCAGCGUCUGGCCUGCUGUCACAGCGCUCAAGAUCCGCUGCGCGAUUGAGGUAGAGCUUGAUCGUGGAUACCAGCUUGUGCGCCGCCGCAAGCCGUUUGAGAGCGUCCGUAGUGGUGGGACAGGUCUGAGGAAGACAGGGAGUAGAGGGGAGGUUAGGUCGGCGCAUGGGAGUCAGGAGUUUGUGCAAGCGGGCAAGGCGCUGAGGAAGACCCGCGCUGAGAGCUUCGGGGGGUAGGGCUCCUCAAGCGAUGAGCUUGAGCUUUAUCGAUUCGGACUGUAAAUCGACGUUGACUGAGAGGGGCUAAAAAGUAUGUGAUCGCGUCUGACACUCAAUUCCUAAGUCAGGUUGCCGUAGUGUUAUGGGUAGGACUACAUUCAUGAAUCAAUGUCGAGCUUGACGCUUUAUGCGCGGCUCUUGAAAGUUGUUAGCAGUGUCGUGACAUAGCGCCAGUAUUGAUGCUGAGAUGAUUGAGCACAGUGAUUACACGGCCAAAUCGAUACGACGAAUAAAUAAUAAUCACCUGCUUUGGAGACAUAUAGGGUACCACAAGGGAG
Boeremia exigua is the source of this 2003-nucleotide messenger RNA. RefSeq names its product acyl transferase/acyl hydrolase/lysophospholipase. Gene Ontology annotation, molecular function: triacylglycerol lipase activity. Lineage: Eukaryota; Fungi; Ascomycota; Dothideomycetes; Pleosporales; Didymellaceae. Gene Ontology annotation, biological process: lipid metabolic process. The transcript is spliced from 2 exons. Bases 1 to 1683 code for a protein of 560 amino acids. The record is from RefSeq and is a predicted model, not a curated record.